GAUUUUUUAACUCUUUUUUAGGCAGCAUGAGGCAGACGUAAUUUUAUGGAGUUUCUUUUUAGAAACAUAUAUGCACAUAGAUACUUUUUUGAAAGAAGAAAAGUUAAUCUUGAUUUAUAUAUGACAUUUAUGUAUGGUUACUUAGCAUUUUUAUGGAUUAUUUUGCUCGUGAAAAUAUGGUUGAUGUUCUCACAUGAAUAUUUAGUAGUGGAAGUAUUGAUCCCCCUUUUUUUAUUAUUUAGAUAAUUUUCUACAUGCACUUUCUAUGCACAUGCCAAAUUUCAACUAAAAAUAAAGCUCCGCAGAUAGUUUAAUUAGUGUUAUACUAAGUUUACUACUAAUUUUAGGUAGUCCUAGCCAAACAUUUUUUUGUGGUGAUUCUUAUCAGAAACAUAUACAAACCUAUAUUAUUUUUAAAAGACAAAAGGUUAAGCUUGAUAUUUUAUGACUAAUAUGUUUGGUUAGUAUAAUUUUUUAUGGAUUAUUUUGCCAAAAACUUUGCAUAAAAAUUUGGUUGAUGUUCUCACAUGAAUUUUUAGUCGAAGAAAUGUUGAUCCCCCUUUUUUUAUGAUUCAGAUAAUUUUCUACAUGUAUUUUCUAUGCACAUGCCAAAUUUCAACUAAAAAUAAAGCUCCGCAGAUAGUUUAAUUAGUGUAGAACAUUUGGUACCUAAUUUUGGUUUUUCUGAUGUUUUUUUUGUUAAGCGAAAUACGGGGGCGGAUAGGGGGGCCGACUUUACAAAAAAAAAAAAAAUUAAUCCUUAUUUUGUAUUAUUUUGAUUUUUAUUAUUAGAUUAAAAUAAAGCAUGAACUCUGAGGACAAAACUCUACUUGCAUCCCUAACAGAUCCUGCUGCUCAUUAUGAAGCCUUUUUGAGAUAUCUUCGAUCUACCCAGCCUACCACUUCAACAUCUUCAUCCGCAAUGAGUGUUCUUGUUCCAUCCUCAACUGCAUUGAGUGUUCCAUCUACAUCUGCUAUAAUUGUUACAUCUUCAGCUGCUACAAAUGUCCCACGACCUCCACAACAAGAUGUGCAACCUUCUGCUGACUUAACAUAUGGUGCCUAUAGGAGAUAUAGGGACCAGCACCCUGGACCGAUUAGCAAUCGAUCAUAUUUGCGAUGGGUCCGGUUAGGAGGGAAUGAUGGUGAAUCAUUCAGCUGCGCCUAUCAUCCUCCUAACAGGGGUGCUGGGAGCUACAGCAGAAGAGGAAGCCAUGGUGGAGGUCGUGGGCGAAGAAGGAAUGGUGGCGGCCUCACCGUGAAUGGUGGCAUACACUAUUACUAGGCGCCACCAUUUCUGUUUUUUUAAAAAAUAAAUAUAUAACAUCAA
Hydra vulgaris (swiftwater hydra) is the source of this 1330-nucleotide messenger RNA. RefSeq lists its product as uncharacterized. The record is from RefSeq and is a predicted model, not a curated record. Lineage: Eukaryota; Metazoa; Cnidaria; Hydrozoa; Anthoathecata; Hydridae.